Messenger RNA from Gigantopelta aegis, 1386 nucleotides. RefSeq names its product putative per-hexamer repeat protein 5. The transcript has 11 exons. The coding region runs from base 1 to 1386 and encodes 461 amino acids. The record is from RefSeq and is a predicted model, not a curated record. Lineage: Eukaryota; Metazoa; Mollusca; Gastropoda; Neomphalida; Peltospiridae.
AUGGGUAUGAAUCUGCGUCUGAGUCUGGGUCUGGGUCUGAAUCUGGGUCUGAAUUUGGGUCUGGGUCUGAGUCAGGGUCUGAAUCUGGAUCUGGGUCUGAAUCUGGGUCUGUGUCUAAUUCUGGGUCUGAUUCUGAGUCUGGGGUCUGAGUCUGGGUCUGAUUCUGAGUCUGGGUCUGAUUCUGGGUCUCAGUCUGGAUCUGGGUCUGUGUCUGGUCUGAGUCUGGGUCUGAUUCUGAGUCUGGGUCUGAUUCUUGGUCUGGGUCUGGGUCUGGGUCUGAGUCAGGGUCUUAGUCUGGUCUGGGGUCUGAGUCUUGGUCUGAUUCUGAGUCUGGGUCUGAUUCUGGGUCUCAGUCUGGAUCUGGGUCUGAAUCUGGGUCUGAGUCUGGGUCUGGGUUUGGGUCUGGGUCUGAGUCAGGGUCUGAGUCUGGUCUGGUCUGCAUCUGGGUCUGGUCUUAAUCUGCGUCUGAGUCUGGAUCUGGGUCUGAGUCUGGGUCUGGGUGUGUGUCUGAAUCUGGGUCUGAGUCUGGGUCUGGGUCUGGGUCAUAAUUUGGGUCUGGGUCUGAGUCUGUGUCUGGGUCUGGAUUCAGGUCUAGGUCUGAGUCUGAGUCUGAGUCUGGGUCUGGCUUUGGAUCUGUGUCUGGGUCUGAGUCUGAGUCUGAGUCUGAGUCUGGGUCUGGGUCUGGGUCUGGUUUUGGGUCUGGGUCUGGAUCUGGGUCUGAGUCUGAGUCUGGAUCUGGGUCUGAGUCUGGGUCUGGGUCUCGAUCUGGGUUCAGGUCUGGGUCUGGGUCUGAAUUUGUGUCUGGGUCUGGGACUGGAUCUGGGUCUGCGUCUGGGUCUGGUUCUGGACCUGGGCCUGGAUCUGGGUCUGGGGCUAGGUCUGGUUUUGGGUCUGGGUCUGGGUCUGGAUCUGGGUCUGAGUCUGAGUCUGAGACUGGGUCUGAGUCUGGAUCUGGGCCUGGGUCUGGGUCUGGGUCUAGGUCUGGGUCUGGGUCUGAAUUUGUGUCUGGGUCUGAGACUGGAUCCGGGUCUGGGUCUGGUUCUGGACCUGGGCCUGGAUCUGGGUCUGGGGCUAGGUCUGGUUUUGGGUCUGGGUCUGGGUCUGGAUCUGGGUCUGAGUCUGAGUCUGAGACUGGGUCUGAGUCUGGAUCUGGGUGUGAGUCUGGGUCUGGGUCUCGGGUCUGGAUUUGGUCUGCAUCUGGGUCUGGGUCUGGGUCUGAUUCUGAGUCUGAGUCUGGGUUCAGCUCUGGGUCUGAGUCUGGGUCUGUGUUCAGGUCUGGGUCUGAGUGUGGAUCUGAGUGUGGAUCUGGGUCUGGGUCUGGGUCUGGGUCUGACUGUGGAUCUGAGUGUGGAUCUGGGUCUGGGUCUGGAAGUAAUUAUAGCGUGA